Molecule: messenger RNA, 2577 nt
Organism: Mitosporidium daphniae
Lineage: Eukaryota; Fungi; Microsporidia
Product: minichromosome maintenance protein 2
Exons: 4
Coding region: 1-2577 (858 amino acids)
Biological process (GO): double-strand break repair via break-induced replication; DNA replication; mitotic DNA replication initiation
Cellular component (GO): nucleus; MCM complex
Molecular function (GO): single-stranded DNA binding; 3'-5' DNA helicase activity; ATP binding
Source: RefSeq, a predicted model, not a curated record
AUGCCACAUCUGGACAACUACUCCUCUUCGCAGUUGGAUGACGAGACCGACUAUGCACCGAUCCCAUUGUCAGAACGCCUUGCAAUUGAUGCGCAGCUGGACCAGCGAAAUUUGGAAAGGCUGAAGCGCCAAUCUCGAAUUCCGGACAUGUUCCUUCCCUCCUCUUUGGAGGACAUCCCCGAUCGCCAAGACCCGGACAGCGAAACUGACAGGGAUGGCCUGAAGACGCUACCUUUUGAGAGCAAGAGGGCCCACCGCCAGCUUUUGCUUUCCAAAGAAGAGGAAGAUGCCAUUUUUUCGGACCUCUUAACAACGGGGGCCGUGGAUUCUGGCAGCACGGGCACCCCGGUUGCCUCUUCGUCGAGUCCCUAUUCGCUUCGCGAUUUGAUUGGGCUUGAUUCUUGUCGCCGAAGAGCCGCACGGGACUAUCGCACCUUGUUGACCACUUUUCUGGAUGCCGAGGGCCGUUCUGUCUAUUCUAUGCGCAUCCGGGAAAUGUGCGCAACAAAUUCAGAAUCGCUUCAUCUGUCUUACCUGCACCUGGCAGAGGCAGCACCCCUGCUGACCAGGCUGCUUCUCGCUGCCCCGAGAGAGGUGCUUAAAAUUAUGGAUGAUGUGACGAUGCGGGUGGUGUUGGAGCAUUUCCCCGAAUAUGAUCGCAUCAGGCAGGAGCUGCGUGUCCGCAUCACCGACCUACCUUCGAUCGAAAGUAUUCGCGAUUUACGCAGAUCCCAUUUGAACGGACUGGUCCGCAUUUUGGGGGUCGUCACCAGACGCUCUUCAGUCUUUCCGCAGCUGAAGCUGGUCAAAAUGGACUGUGUCAAAUGCGGCGCAACGCUGGGGCCGUUCACUCAGGAUCUGUCCACGGAGCUCAAAAUCAAUGCGUGUACCGUUUGCGACUCUCGGGGUCCCUUCCGCAUCAACGAGUCGCUGACCGUCUAUCGCAAUUAUCAGCUCAUUACACUGCAGGAGGUACCUGGCAGUGUGCCUGCUGGCAGACUCCCGCGUUCCAAAGACGUGAUUUUCCUAUCUGACCUGAUCGAUUCUGUUCGCCCGGGAGACGAGGUUGAUCUGACAGGCAUUUAUGCAUACAAUUACUCGUACCAGUUGAACGCAAAACACGGCUUCCCGGUCUUUUCGACCGUCAUUGAGGCAAACGUUGUUCAAAAGCGGAGCGGAGAUUCGCCCGGCUCAGAUCUGAUCCUUCUGACGGAGGAUGAGAUCCAGAAGAUCAGGCUUCUUGGCACAGACCCAAAUAUUGGGCGCAAGAUCGUAAAUGCCAUUGCACCCUCCAUUUAUGGCCAUGAGAACAUCAAGAUGGCCAUUGCGCUUGCCAUGUUUGGGGGCAUCCCCAAGUCUUUGCAAAGAGGCAGAAUUCGCUUAAGGGGCGACAUCAAUCUGUUGAUGUUAGGCGAUCCCGGCACAGCAAAGUCGCAGUUUUUGAAAUACGUAAAUGGCAUCGCACCGCGCUCUGUCUAUGCCACGGGGCAGGGGGCUUCUGCCGUCGGUCUGACAGCCUCCGUGCGCAAGGACCCGGCAACGAGAGAAUGGACGUUGGAGGGCGGCUCCCUAGUGCUGGCAGACAAGGGCAUAUGCCUGAUAGACGAGUUUGACAAGAUGAACGAUGCAGAUCGUACUUCCAUCCACGAGGCUAUGGAACAGCAGUCGAUCUCCAUUUCAAAGGCGGGCAUUGUCACCUCGCUUCAAGCAAGAUGUUCCGUCAUUUCGGCUGCAAAUCCGCUGCGCGGUCGCUAUAACGCUUCGCUGAGCUUUGGGCAGAAUGUGGAUCUUUCCGAACCGAUUCUCUCCCGCUUUGAUAUUCUGUGCGUGGUCAAAGAUGUUGUCGAUGUGGAAAAUGAUUCCAGAUUGGCAUCUUUUGUGGUUGAAAGCCACGACAGGUCGCAUCCUGACCAAAACCGGGGCAAAAAGGAAAAUCAGCCAUCGGCCGCCCUUGACCAGGGCACCGAGGAAAAGGAGAUGCUGCGCAAGUACCUAAUCUUUGCCAAGAGCCGUGUGUUCCCAAUGCUGCGUUCGUCAGUGGAGUCCGAGAAAAUUGCUCGUGUUUAUGCAGAGCUGCGAAAAGAGUCCAUUGCAACAGGUGGCAUCCCGAUGACGGUCCGCCACGUCGAGUCUAUGGUGCGCAUGGCAGAGGCACAUGCCCGCAUGCACUUGCGCGAAGAAAUCCUUCCCGUGGACGUCAAUACGGCCAUUCGCAUGAUGCUGGAGUCAUUUAUUUCCUCCCAAAAGUAUGCCGUCUCAAAGAGACUCCAGCGCACCUUUUCUUAUUACCUCUCCUCUGGUCGAGAUGUAGAGCAGCUGCUCCUUUUUACGCUACAAGAGCUCGUGCGAGAGACUCUUGCUUACUACCAGCAUCGCUAUAGUUCGUCCCCAAUCUCAAUGCCCAGGGUGCUUUCCAUCGAUCGCACUCUGUUCCUUGCCAAGGCAAAAAACCUGGGCGCUACCGAGGUGCAGCAAUUCUUUCGGAGUCAUGCCUUUCAAAGUAGAGGGUUUCGCUUGGGGCCUGAAGGCCGCAAUGCCAUCGAAAUCGAUAACCCUCUGUGGGUGGGUCCGGUCUAA